AUGUCCGAAGGUACGAGUUUAUCUCAUGGUAACGAACUGAAGACCAAAAAUAAGACGAGAUCAAAUAAUAGAACGUCCAGAAAUAAUGGUAGACACAGGCCAAGUAAAUCGAACGUAUCAGCGAUCGCUGAAAAAAAGACUAACAAGAAGACGACUAAACCAAGGGAUAUAAAUAGUGAUUAUAAGGUACUUGAGAUAUUUAAGUUAAUUCGAAAAUUCAAACCAAUCACAAUUAAUGGUAUCCCGGUGACAACUAUUGUAAAACAAGAAGAAAAAAAAGAAAAUGAACAAGAACAACAGAAUAAAGUAAUAAAUCCUGAACAAAGCGGCAAUGGUAAAGAAAGAAAUCAAAAGCAAUCCAAAAGUAAGAUUCAAAACGAAAUACUUAAGCGUUAUAUAACUAGAAUAUUCACAAACCAACCGAGCAAACCAAUUUACUUUUCAUUUAUCAUAAACCCAUCAGAUCCGGAUUUUCCAUUCGACUUGGAAUCGUUGAAACUAAGCUUAUGCAUACCAUACACAUACCCAUAUAAUAAGGAGUCUAGGCCAACAAUUUACAUUUUGAAUGAUGAAAUACCUAAAGGUUUUGCUGCUAACAUCGAGUUAGGAUUUAAGAGAAUUGUGGCGAUGGCCAUGAAUAAUGAGGUUGAUGAAGAACUAGAAUUAGUCAGUGGUAAGGGGUUAUUAUCGCAAUUACAGACCCUUGAUAAGUAUUUAGAGCUUUUCUUAAAGCAGAAGAAGAGAGACACUAUAAAAUUUGUCAAACUGAAGAAAAAAUUAACACCUCAGAUGUCUAUGUUAGAUACCCCAUCAAGCUCACCUGUACCUACUCCAAGGUCCAUGUCUCCAUCAGCGUCACCAUCGCCAGUUAUUUUGGACCUGAGAAAUCAAUUGAUAGAUGAAAUGAUCAAUAAGUUUGGACCAAAUGUGAAGUUAUUGAAAAAGAAUUUAACUACGAAAUAUAAGAUAAUUCUACCAGUAUAUAACGAACACACCGACAAUAUUUUUAAACCGGUUGCUCCAGAAAUAUGGAAUUUGCAUGGGAGCGUAGAAAUCUUCUUGAAUAUUCCAUUUAAUUAUCCAGAAUCAAGACUCACUAUUAGCAUACCCACUAACUUCAGUGAGCAUUUGCUUGCAAAACAUGGGGAUAUUAGGGAUGUACAGGCGAUUAAAUUGAUCGAACAGAAUGUAGUCCGCAAUUUUGGCAAUUACAAAUUUAGAGAUGUUAACCUAACUUUUGUUAUGAAUUGGUUGAUUAAUUAUUUAGGUGUGUUCUGUUUGAAUGAGAAAGAAUUUAAUAGCACUGCAGUGCUUUUAUUAUGA
Messenger RNA from Debaryomyces tyrocola, 1323 nucleotides. The record is from the annotation of a GenBank genome assembly. NCBI's taxonomy places the organism in Eukaryota, Fungi, Ascomycota, Pichiomycetes, Serinales, Debaryomycetaceae.